Gaeumannomyces tritici R3-111a-1 is the source of this 654-nucleotide messenger RNA. RefSeq lists its product as hypothetical. The transcript is spliced from 3 exons. The record is from RefSeq and is a predicted model, not a curated record. Bases 1 to 654 code for a protein of 217 amino acids. Lineage: Eukaryota; Fungi; Ascomycota; Sordariomycetes; Magnaporthales; Magnaporthaceae.
AUGAAGUCAACCUCGAGCUCACCCCCUUCGACUCCACUAUCACCCACAACGGCCAUGAGACCACCACACUCGGGGCGGUGGCCCCGCACAGCAAGGCUCGUUUGGAGAGAGAGGCAUGAUGUUGACGAGAAUGGCGAGAGCAUAUUCGUAUGGGACGAAGUCUGGACACGACCCAGCCGAAAAUUCGGCCGGUCCAAGGAGGGCCGGCUGCGACAGGUGGCGCAGAUCCCGUUCCUGGCGCCGCACUUCCCGCGGCUGCUCAGGGCCAACGGGCAGAACGGGGUCAUGACGCUGGCGCGGCCCGACUUCGAGCGCCGGGCGUCGCUGGCGGACCUGGAUCUGGCCACGGUCCGGCGGCUCCGGGCCGAGCUGCGGGCCAUCUACUCGGCCAUGUACGACAACUCGAUCGCCUACGUCUUCGCCCCCGACGGCUUCGACGUCGUCUCGAGGAGGGCCUCGGCGGGCUGGCACAUCUGGAUCGACGGCUGGAGCCAGGCGAGCAGGCACAAGGUCCGCGAGAUGGGGUCCAAGAAGACGGCGUACUUUGUCGAGAUGGAGGCCGAGCAGCUGCAGAAGAUUGACGAGCACUUUGCUCCGUUUGAGUCGCGCGCCAAGCAAAAAAUCUCAGCCAUCAUCAACCACGACCCCAUUUGA